GGUUUUUUUGUUCUUUUUUCCCUUAUUUGUUUUUGUCACUUAAAAUACUGAAUUUGUGUUGUUUUGUGUAUUCUUUUUUUGUUUGUCCUUUUUUUCCGUUUUGUUCCUUAUCCUAAAAAAAAAAAAUCAAAAGUGGUGUCAAACGUUGUUGCCCGUAAGCGAGCGCAAAAUUUUCCGAUUGCAUCAUCUGGUGUUGCGUAAUAACAUAGUUGCUGUGUCGCCGACCACCAACGACAGUGCCUGGCGUGGCCUCCUGUCUGUCUCCUCCUGUAUUCUUGAUUUUAGGCCAGAUCAUGAAUAACGUAAUCACCUACAGUGACCCCAUAAUUCCAAGCAGAACACUAUUUGAUCUCCCUCCUCACGAAGCUAUUGAACCAAAGAUAGAGUCAAAUGAAAGUAUUAGCAAAACUUUGAACGAUUCUAAUGAAGUUAACAUUUUACAGAAGAAUAAGGACUCUAUGAAGAGCAACUUCCUGAGAAAUAUAUGCAUCAAUCGAAUUCCAAAUAAUGAACUAGAAGAAAAAUGUUAUGAAAAUGACUCCCAAGCAGUAAAUCAAGCCAGGCUAGCAUUCAGUGGCAUGGCAACAUAUUAUCGUCAUAGGGUCAAGAAAGAGAUUACUCGAGAUGUUACUAUCACCAUUUCCCGUGAUAGAAUUAUAUGCAUAAUUGGGAGCAAGAUAUUUAAGACUAUACUCCAUGCAGUCUACUCUCCACUAGAACUCCCGUCAAAGGUGAUUACUUCCAGCGACAAGGAGAUGGUGGCUCUAUUGCUAGCCUUCAGGACAAAGAGAGGGCAGGCUGUUCUUAGUAAACUCCUAAACUCAGAAAUGCAAACAGCUAGUGUAUCUGAUACUGACAUGGUAUACCUGACCGACACUGUCAAUUUGAUUUUGCAUGGUAAUGGAUUUCAAGCACUCACAAUUGGCACUGCUGUAGGUGAGGCAGAAGACAGUUUGUUUUCAUUUCCUAACGAACGCCAUUGCCUGAACUCUGGGUUUACCACCCAAAGACGGCACUUAUUACAACACAGACGGAGAAGCACUGUUCGCGACGCUUUUUCCAGUUUCAGAGAAAGUUUACAUAAGAUAUCUGCUCAUUCAAAAAGGAUUCACACUGAUGAUGAUGAUGAUGUAAUUCUCAACAAGGACUAUACCACAAUAUACUCUUCGUUUUCGGAGUAUCCCCAGCAGUCGAAAGUUCCAAACUUGGCCAAGAUGACGCGUCCUUCUCUAACUGUCACUGCUAAUGUUGAGGAGUCGAAACUUGAACCAGAUAAAAAUCUGAAUGAUGAGGAUGAAUUGCAGACUAGUGCUGCUGACUUGGCCAACACUGCUAUCAUGCUAUUCAAAAAGGGGUCGGCUGUAAUUUCUGCGGCUGCAACCGAGCUAGACGAUGAAGUGUUCAAGUUUCAUGGAAUAGAAGUUCCAUUUCAAUGCCAAAACCUCCAAAACAAUGGUUGUCGCGUCUCCACCACUGAUGUCCGUGUCUUUUCUAGCAACGCAGAUCCCCGCACUCCAAGCCUGAGUCCUCAAAACUCUCAUGACAGCAUCUCAUCCGGUGAUGAAGAUUUCGAUCGAGAGGAGGUAGUGCAACAACCUUUCUCAUCUGAGGACUCUGGCAACUUGUCUCACUCCGUCUCUUACUCACAGCACGGCCAAACAGCACACUCUAUCUCCCUAGUCUCAGACUCCUCUCCCGCUACCAAUUCGCCUCCCUCAUCACCACACGCUGAAAUAACGCCUCCCUCAUCACCACACGCUGAACUAACGCCUCCCUCAUCACCACACGCUGAACUAUCUCCACCCCUCUCUCUUCCGUAUUUCCAACCAGUAGAAGAAACUGGUCCUCCUUGUAGCAUUGAAGAACAGCAAAUUUCUCCUCUCAAUGACGCGAUUCCUUCCCAAGUUACUCCUAGCAUUACUUCCUCCCAAGAAGACCAAAGCAGUAGCGAAUCCUCGCAAACUACACCGGAUAGCGAUGAAGGCUGGCCCGCAAACAGCCAAAUUGAAACAGUAAACGGCACACGGGUGAGAGAAGAUGCAGUAUUGUUGGUAGGUCCUCAUUUAAUGCCAAGUGUCCAAGACUGUAACGACAAUCUCUCUCCCGGCUCUGAAUAUAACCCACAACAAUCACCACACCAGCAAGACUACGCAAAUUCCAACUCUUACUAUCAGCAGAUGCAGUCUACUGCAAACGGUCAGAUUGAAACCAAGGCAAAAAAGAUCGAAUGCUUUGCUGGUGUGGCAGGUCCUCGAUCGCCUAGCUCAAGCCCAGAAAACUCCCUCAGCAUCUCUUCCCUUAUCCAACAACCAGGACCCCAGCAGUACUUGUCUGACUCAGGCAAUUCGUCUCACACUGACUCACGAAACUCUGCACCCAACCAGUCCUCACCCAGAGCAUAUUCAGAGCGUAACGGUUCAACGUCAUCGUCUUCUUCCCGCUCACGCUCAAAUCCUCCAUCAUCACAUCUGGAUCUUUCUGCACCUCCGUCACUUCCAAUUGCACCUGCUAUUGAUGAACAGGGCUGUCAACCGAGCUCCACAAAUGAGCUGCAGCAUCAAAGACCCUCACCUAACGACCGUUUUCCCUCCACACAGUUCUCUUCCAUUUCCAGUCGUAGUAGUUCUUCGGAAUUCGUAUCGGACAUUAGCAGACACCUUUCAGACAGUGAGUUUUUCACAGCAGCCGUUGACGUUGCAGAUAACCGGUCUACACCUUCUGUUCUUGUCAGUGGCAACACAACUUUCCCUCCACCAUACAUCAAAAGGGGGAGACUUGAACAGUUGCCGUCCCCUCAAUGUGAACAGGAUUCCUCGGGCAUCGAACCCAGGUGUCAACAAGGUUCUGUAAACGAGCUACAUGAGCAAAGACCCUCCCCUAAUACCCGAUCUUCUUCCCCGGUCCCUGGAAUCCCCAGUCGCAGUCCGUCUCCAGAACAGUUCGACUCAGACGUCAGCUGUCACAGCUCCGACAAUGAGUGGGCCGUGCCUACCAUAGACACAACUGAUCAUGCAGCUACAACUGCUGUUCUUGUCAGUGGUGUGUCUCCUCAGCAACCCCCACUCCACGAAUGAAACACACGAACAGCUACCGUUUCCCCAGUCCAAACCUUCCACGGAGUUUGCAGACAUCAGUGACAGUUGCACAAUCAAUAACUGAACCUUGCGUCUUCAAUACCCUCUCCCUAUCCUCUCGGCUAUAGCAGUUUCUUCAUUCGAAGAAAUUUCGAGAUGUGGAUAUAUAUAAUGUUCAAGGACUGACCCCCUAUUGUGCAAUGUUUAUGUCCCAUCAGUAUUGGCCUAAAUCAUUUUUAUCACAGGUAGAGUUUGG
Geodia barretti is the source of this 3330-nucleotide messenger RNA. Lineage: Eukaryota; Metazoa; Porifera; Demospongiae; Tetractinellida; Geodiidae. The record is from the annotation of a GenBank genome assembly.